Camelus dromedarius (Arabian camel) is the source of this 4059-nucleotide messenger RNA. RefSeq names its product dual specificity phosphatase 19 (gene DUSP19). Gene Ontology annotation, molecular function: JUN kinase phosphatase activity. NCBI's taxonomy places the organism in Eukaryota, Metazoa, Chordata, Mammalia, Artiodactyla, Camelidae. Gene Ontology annotation, cellular component: cytoplasm. The transcript has 4 exons. Bases 170 to 853 code for a protein of 227 amino acids. Gene Ontology annotation, biological process: regulation of MAP kinase activity; protein dephosphorylation. The record is from RefSeq and is a predicted model, not a curated record.
AAGCGGAGCUGAUCCCCUCUGCCCGCUGGCGUGUGCCUGCUCCCGUUACCUGCGGGGCAGUGUACACAGGAGGCUGUGUUUGUUACCUGAACACUAAGGGAAGAGCCGUUCGGCCCUUCACUGUGCUGGCUGGAUUUGCCUGUGUUUGUUCCUAGUCACUGCUCAUGUAAUGCACUCCCUUAACCAGGAAAUUAAAGCAUUCUCUCGGAAUAAUCUCAGGAAGCAAUGCACCCGGGUGACAACGCUAACUGGAAAGAAAAUUAUAGAAACGUGGAAAGAUGCCAGAAUUCAUGUUGUGGAAGAAGUAGAGCCGAGCAAUGGGGGAGGUUGUGGUUACGUGCAGGACCUUAGCUUGGACCUGCAAAUUGGCAUUAUUAAGCCAUGGUUGCUCCUGGGAUCACAAGAUGUUGCUCAUGAUCUGGAGACACUGAAAAAGCACAAGGUGACUCAUAUUCUCAAUGUUGCAUGUGGAGUUGAAAAUGCUUUCCUUGGUGACUUUAUAUAUAAGAGUAUUUCUAUAUUGGAUUUGCCUGAAACCAAUAUCCUGUCUUAUUUUCCAGAAUGUUUUGAAUUUAUUGAACAAGCAAAAUUGAAGGAUGGAGUGGUUCUUGUUCAUUGUAAUGCAGGAGUUUCCAGGGCUGCUGCCAUUGUAAUAGGCUUCCUGAUGAAUUCUGAAGAAAUCUCAUUUACCAGUGCUUUUUCUUUGGUGAAAAAUGCAAGGCCUUCCAUAUGUCCAAAUGCUGGCUUCCUGGAGCAGCUGCGUAGGUAUCAAGAGGGCAACGAAAGCACCAAGUGUGACAAAAUACAGGAAUUAGAAGGGACAACAGUUCAUGAAUUACAUUCUAGCAGAUGAUGGACAAUGGUAAUUUCGGAGUUGGUCUCUUUAGCCACCUCUCCCCUCUUUUGGAGAGUAGACUAAUACAAAUUUCCUUUUCUCUUGGUUUUUUCAAGUGGAAAUGGAGGUCAAUUGAUUGUCUCGAGCUAGUGUAUAAAUAAAUAUUCAAUUAUAUCCUGUUCGCUUUGGUAUAAUAAUAUGUGAUUAGGUGCUUCUUUGAUUUGCUAAGGGAAAAUAACAAUUAAUUUCUGUGGAAAGAAAAGUUUUAAAUUUAAAAUCAAUAUUAAAGCAUGGAAAGAUUAAAUUGGUUGAUUAAAACUUUUGGUAUUUUUGUAUUCCAGCAACUAUUUCCAUGAAGGAAAAAACUUGAAGUGCUACAGUGCUACUCCACUUAACUAUUUCAGAGGGAGGUAAAUUUCUUUGUAAAGAAUUUAAGAUUAAAAAGCAAUACUGUAAACCUCCCCAAAGAGGUAACCAAGAUCUGAAGGUUUACACAAUAGUUAUGUAGUGGUUACAAUAUUCACUAAAUUUUUAUGUCCUUUUAUGAAAAUGUACCCACAUUUCAUUUUGAUUUUUAUAAUUUAAUUAUAUUCCUUGUGUUUAUUUUUUAAGUUUUUUUUAUAGCUCUUCUCUCAUACAUUAUUGUGAGCUUAUGAUUCUUUAAUUAGGUGACCUAGUCUCUUACAUUGUGUGCUUUUUAUUCUGGGUCUCUAGCAUUCUAUUUUGGGGUCCCAUGUCAUAACUUUCUGAUCUCCUUGGAUCUGUGGGAAAAUGUUUUAUACUGAAAAGUCAUUUUUUAAUGAUUUGGUGUUUUGAUUAAUGAUUUUUUUUUUUGGAGGGGGGGAGGUAAUUAGGUUUAUUUAUUAUUUACUUAUUUAAUGGAGGUAUUAGGGGUUGAACCCAGGACCCUGUGCAUGCUAAGCACACACUCUACUAUUGAGCUAUACCCUCCUCCCCCUUAAUGAUCUGUUUUCUAGUUCAGUAUUUCACUAGGGAACACGUUUUUAAGGAAAGAAGGAUUAUGGUUUUGUAAGAGAUUUUAAAUAUGUUUUUAGAAAGUCUAAAAUCAUUUACAAUUUUAUUUCUGGCUAGAGGCUUUGAAUGGUUUCUUUUUUUUAUUAAGUCUCCAUAUUGGCAAGGUUGAACUCUGUACAUUAUGAAUUUGCUUAAAGAUAUUCUUUGAAUUAUUUAGAAUAAAAUGUACUUAAAAUUAAUUAUAAUAAUUAAGAGAGAAUUUAUUUAACAGCUUUCAAGUAGACUUUCAUGACUUAAAAAAUACCAUUCUCCUCUAGAUUUUAUUAAGAAAGUCCUGAGCUCUUAUUAAACAUACAUUAUAGAGAGCAAGCAUUUUCUUAUAUGUAAGUUGGGAAGUGCACAUUGAGCACAUCUAUGCAUUUGAGAAAGCAGGCUUUCUUAUGCUGUCAGGAGCAAAAAACAGAAGUGAUAAAAGCAAAUUAUGUUUCAAGAUUGCUUAUAGUCUGACAAGAUUCCAUCCUAUGCAAAGCUAUGAACUUUGCUUCUGCUGAGAAGCAGCAUAAAUGUAAUCAACCUACGGUGAGCUGUUUGAAGCCUAACAAGGCAGACAGAAUCUUCUUAUAUAUGAGACUGAUGUAUAAUGUCGUCAUUAUGGUCAAUAUUGCUGAGGGUUUGCUGGGUGAAACUUUUUCAGUCAUAUGAAAGCAUUUAUUUUAAUACAUUUGCUAUUGCUAUUUAGUUUUCAGCCAUUAAAUGUUGUGAACAUGAAGCCUUAAAAAGAACUUAAUCCUUACGGAUAGUAUAUUAACUAUGUCUGUAGUUUGUAUGCUUAGCUGUUGCCUGUAGUGACCUGGUUAUAAUGCAAACACAUGUCUUCUGUAUCAUAAGUGCUUUGAGCAUCAAUUUUGUUUUCUCUUAAAUGAUAAUAGUUUGCGGUAUCUAAAAUAAAUCAGUGAAUGUAAUUUAGUCUUUUAAAUUAGGGGUACUAUGUAAGGCAAUGAUUGGUCACACAUUCAGCAUGUUUAUUGCACUUCCCAUGGAUAUGUCACUCUGUCAUAUUUAGCCAUUUAUAAAAAGGACCUUUAUCAUUAUGAGCCUCUAACUCACAUAUUGUAAAUUUAAAACCCAUGUGUACUAAAUAUAGAUCUGUUUUGAGGGAGUGGAAAAAAUACUUCAGUGAAGCUUUGCCUCUAUUUAAAAAUAGAUUUUCCUGCCAUUUUUUAAAGGUAUGAGGAAGUGCAAAUUAUCAUUUGUUUUUAAACAUUGAAAAGAAAUGUAGGGCCUCUCUAGCAAUCUGAAAAAGAUGAGCAGAACCAAGAUACUGAAACGUAUGAUUGAUUGAUAAAUAAAUAAAUAACCUACUUAUUUUGGGUUAAUAUCUUUAAAUGUUUGCAAACUUUAUGCUUUAAUACAUGUAGGUUUGUGAUUACGUAUAAUUUGAAUUGAAGACCCAAGAAAAAGUUAGAUUUUUGGAAAAUGAAGUAAAUAUUUUCUUGGAUCCUAUUGAACAAAAUUUGGACUAUUAUACUAACUCAAAGAUUUCAGAGGAAAUGGAGUGUAGUAUUUCAGACUGUUAAUGCAGUUUUACUUUUGCAUCCCUUCUUCUCUAUUGAAUCUUGAUUGAAACAUAUGAAUAUAGAUAGCACUUUGAAUUUGUGUGUGUGUGUAACCUAGGGAACCUACUUUGAUUCUGAUUGAUAAUUCCAGUAGUGGUGAGGAAACCUUCUGAACUGGUCAACAUUAUUAUUAGUAACUCAAAUGGUUCAAGUGUAUAUAGAAGGUCCCCCUCAAAGGUAAUUUCUCUAAAGAUUCUGGAAUGUAACAAGUAUAAAUCAGAGUAUUCUCUUAUACCCUUACCCAGUGAAUUAACAAAUUAACAAUUUUAUAAACAAAACCAUAAUACGUUAAAAAAAAAACCCAAAAUGCAGCACAAUUAUUUGAUUUUUCCAGGUGACUCUAAAUAGUUGAUUUUUCUGCCCAAAGGAUUCUGAACAUAGUUAGUCACCCUGCAGUUAUUUAUGAAUUUAAACCAGAAAAUUUUAAAGUUUUGUAUUCUUAGGAUACAUACAAUGGCAUUUACAGUUAACAAAUUUAUGGUCUGUUUCUAUUGGCAUACUUAGAAAAAAAACCUUAUAGUUAAACUUUUCUAUAAGUGAAGCUUUGACUUACUGUUUUGUAUCCAUAUUUAUAAUGAACCCUUUAUUGUUUCUAGGUAUUGAUAUACUUUAAUAAAAAUAAUAAAUUUACUA